Molecule: messenger RNA, 985 nt
Organism: Alternaria alternata
Lineage: Eukaryota; Fungi; Ascomycota; Dothideomycetes; Pleosporales; Pleosporaceae
Product: Mog1p/PsbP-like protein
Exons: 4
Coding region: 133-723 (196 amino acids)
Biological process (GO): protein import into nucleus
Cellular component (GO): nucleus
Molecular function (GO): guanyl-nucleotide exchange factor activity; small GTPase binding
Source: RefSeq, a predicted model, not a curated record
GCCUGAUGUUGCCUGGUGGCUACCUACGUGCCUUCGCCAUCACCAAAUCAUAGUCGCAACAUAAGUACCACAUCAAGUUCUGCACAUAGUACAACAAACGGCAGCCACUUCUCUGUAGCAUCAGAUUACACUAUGGCAUUCACAAACACUCCUCUCUACGGUGGCGCAAUAACCCUCGACCUCCCCUCCAACUUCGCCGACGCAUCGCAGAUCCGCCAGAUCCCUGACCACCAAGAAGUCUACCUCGACAGCAACGGCUAUUCUAGUAUCGUCGUCGAGAUACUAGAGUAUGUCGAAAAGAGCAAUGAUGAAGAAGCUUUGCAGUAUCAUUUUGGCGAUCUAGUCGAAGACACCGGCGACCAGACUACGAUCAUCUCGCAAGACCGUGCUGCGAUGAAAUCUUUGCCGAACAACUCAGUCUUGACAUUGACAUUCAUCCAAACCCCACCAACACCCAACCCACACCCCAAUCGGAAGACUCCCGAGUUCACAUAUAUUCACCUCAUUCUUCUUCGCCUCAAAGAGCAAGGUACCGAUGUAAGUAGCAUACCUUUCACCCAAACCUCCAUUAUGAUCUCAAUCAACAUUCCGCACUACCCGGGCGAGUUCACUCCAGCAGAGCAGCAAGGUGACGAGACGCCAUUGAUGAAGGAUAGUAAAGCGGUGAGAGAGAGGGUAUUGGAGAGCUUCAAGGUGAAGGAGUGGGGACUCUUUGAAGGCUAAGGUCAAGACAAGAGAUGUCAUGAGGAUAUGCCUUUAAUGAAAACAGGUGUCAAACGGAUAAGAGAGAGAGUCGAUGCUGGAGAUGAGUUGAAUCAUAGGACAGAAGAAAGAUUUGGAAACGACCGGAACGUGUAGGGAGUGAUGCAAGGAGAAAGGUAAAUAUGUAUACGGGUCAACAUUCGAAAAGAUGGAUAGCAGUACGUAGUCGUUAGUUUAGCAACAUUCCUCAUAGAGGUAUCUAGAAAUCACAGUCCAAGAGUAU